GAAGAUCCUCAAUUUCAUAAGCUCAAUUCAAGCUUCAUCCACCAACCGCGAUUCUUGUGAGCUUCUCGUUCCCGUUCACUCCGAGACAACAAACACACCGCAAUGUCACAAAUCCCACUCGUAGCCGUGCCAGGCCAACUUCUCGGCUCCAGCAGCGAAUAUCUUCCAGGGCCAGGCACACAUAUCCAUUCCUCGAAUCUCUACGCCUCGAUCCUUGGACCCAUCAAAACAGUAGCACCGCCCAAGCCGAGCUAUCCCCAGAAACGAGCCACGAAGAUUACGCCUGCGGCACCCGUGCCUCUCUCUACUAUCUCUAUUGAAAGAGCUACUCUUACUGGAGACAAGGCGGAGAUUUUACCCGAAGUGAACAGCACAGUUUUAUGUCGCGUUACAAGAAUUACUCCACGACAGGCAACAGUUGCGAUAUUAGUUGUAGGCGAAACGGUUUUGGAGGGCGAAUGGCAGGGCUUGAUCAGAGUGCAAGAUGUGAGGGCUACGGAGAAGGACAAGGUCAAGAUUUUUGAGAGUUUUAGACCAGGGGAUAUUGUGAGAGCUGUAGUGAUCUCAUUAGGUGAUCAAUCGAAUUAUUACCUCAGCACGGCGAAGAAUGAGUUAGGAGUUAUUAUGGCGACGAGUGAGGCUGGCAAUGCAAUGUAUCCGGUCAGUUGGAAGGAAUACAAGGAUCCGGAAACGGGAGCGAGUGAGAGUAGAAAAGUUGCGAAACCAUUUUAGAUUGCGGGAGAGGGGCAGCAGGUCUUUUGGCAACUGUUGUAUGUAUAAGCAUAGCGUAUGGCGUCGAGGCGUUCGUGGAUAUAAGGAUAUAAGGAUAUACCAAUUCACACAAAGUUUAUGAUCUGGUGUUUCGUGUUCGCUGUCUGGUGCUUCUAUUCUGCUGGGUGAAGAAAAGUGGUAUACAUGAAUUUGCUGGGCAGUAAAUGGGUGGGCGCAAAGAAGAUAUACUAGUAGCUGAAUUUUCCUCCUCA
Messenger RNA from Botrytis cinerea B05.10, 983 nucleotides. RefSeq names its product Bccsl4 (gene Bccsl4). Gene Ontology annotation, cellular component: cytoplasm; nuclear exosome (RNase complex). The transcript has 2 exons. The record is from RefSeq and is a predicted model, not a curated record. Gene Ontology annotation, biological process: RNA processing. Bases 103 to 732 code for a protein of 209 amino acids. Lineage: Eukaryota; Fungi; Ascomycota; Leotiomycetes; Helotiales; Sclerotiniaceae. Gene Ontology annotation, molecular function: RNA binding.